Messenger RNA from Schistocerca cancellata (South American locust), 6175 nucleotides. RefSeq names its product nostrin (gene Nost). The transcript is spliced from 12 exons. NCBI's taxonomy places the organism in Eukaryota, Metazoa, Arthropoda, Insecta, Orthoptera, Acrididae. Gene Ontology annotation, cellular component: cytoplasm; plasma membrane. The coding region runs from base 1125 to 2606 and encodes 493 amino acids. Gene Ontology annotation, molecular function: protein binding. The record is from RefSeq and is a predicted model, not a curated record.
GCGUAACAUUUCAGGUCAUCCAUUUGUUCAUUCUCUGUAUCCACUCUCUCGACUCCUUUGGAGAGCUUUUAAAGAAGACAAGCGAAACUGGCGCUGCGUUCUGUAACGCGACGAGCGAAAUUGAAUGAGCACGAUUUUGGGCGAUAAAUUACAACUGUCUCGACAGUAGCGUAUACUGAGCUACAAAAUAAAUUUUUCUCCCCUGUUUUCCAGAUGAUUUACCUUCUAAAGACAAAUUUGAUUGUACAUAUAACGUAAAAAUUGCUACGCAAAUCGAUACUGAGAAACUAUCUGCUAUAAUGCGGAAGUUUUUAACCACCUAGGCAGUCCAUAAAUUAGGGGGGAAAGCACUUUUUACGGUUGUCACAUUUUAUUUCGCAUUGCUCCCUAAACAGCCACAGUGUUUUCGCUUCCUCGUCUCUGAUCCACUAAUCUCUACUUCUCCACAUCUUGAAAAAAGAAAAGAGAAAGGAAAAAUUCUUAGUGAAGAACUCAGCAAAAAUUGGCGCGUAAUGUGUGGGGAGAAAGAAAUUAUUUUCGCGAAUCUAGUUGCUCGAAUCUAUCGAAACUUGCUUUGAAGUCUUGGAGUGCCGUGUUCACAUCUCCUGCUUGUGGAUAUCAACACAUUUCUGCGAGCACCAGUUGUCAGGACAUGUGAAAGAGCGCUGGUGUUUGAAAAAUUGCUGAGUGAUUAAUUGGCGCGUCGAAAGUGCUAAAUGCAGUUUGCGAGCACAAACUGCCGGAAUACACUGUGCCCCGACUCGGAACACAACAGUGAGCUACGCAAAUAAAUACUGGUGUGACGACAAGGAUAGAAGACUGGAAAGGAGGCAGGGAAAGAACUGAGCGAGAAACAAAAGUGAAUGCACCAAGUGAAUAUAUGAAGAACUAUGCGUGGCUGCAUGCGGAUCACGUGAAAGGGCCAGUCGGGCUUCGAGGAACUCCGACGCUACAUCAAACAGGGUGGCGAUUUCUGCAAGGAGUUGAGCUCCAUCCUCCAGGAGAGAUGCGAGGCGGAGACGGCGUACGCCAAGGCGCUGGGGAAGCUGUCCGGCAAGCUGGCCAGGGCGUCCAGGGACGCGGUGGGGACCGUGGGCACGGCGUGGCAGGCCGCCGGGCUGCAGAUGCAGCAGCAGGCGGAGGCGCACAGGGCGCUGGCGGCGUCUCUGGGUGAGGAGGUGGUGAAGCCGCUGCGGCAGCUGAGCGAGGCGCAGCACCGCAUCCGCAAGUCUGUGGAGGCCGCCGUGGACAAGGCGGGCAGGGGGCUGUCCGACUGGAGGCACGCGCAGGCCAAGAGCAAGAAGGCGAGCUUCGCGGCUGCCCGUGAGAACGAGAGGCUCCAGGACAGCCACCUGGAGUCUGGACCGACGCAGCACCAGCCGCUGCACGCCCGACUCGGCCACCAGCUGUCCGACAAGGAGACCGCCAAGCUGCAGCAGAAGCGGCGCAAGGCCGAGGAGUGCGUGAAGCGCGCCGACGUGGAGUACUGGGGGUGCUGCGUGCGCGCCGAGCGGUCGCGCCUGGAGUGGGAGGCGGCGGUGAGCAGGGGCGGGCGCUGCCUCCGGGCGCUGGACCAGGACCGGCUGGAGGCCGCCGCCGGGCUCGCCUCCAGGCACCUCGCCCUGCUGGACCAGCUGGCGCCCCGGCUGCUCCAGAGCGUAGCGCGGCUUCGCGAGCCGGUGGAGGCGAUGGACGUGCAGCGCGACUUGCGGACGACGGCGGCACUACAGGGCGCGGGGAACCCCCUGCCGGAGCAGCUGCUGCCAGACUUCUACGCCGAGCACGUCACCCUCGCCAUGAACCGGGACCGCCGCAAGCAGGCACUGGUCAAGCUGCUGCAGCUGAUCCGGCAAGACCUGGAGCGCGAGCGGCGCGGCAAGCAGGGCGUCGAGCAGCUGGCAAGGGCGCUCAAGGCCUCCGCCUCCGACUCGGGGACCGGGGCCGGGGGCGGCGGAUCACCGGGGGCGGCGGACUCCGGGGGCGAGAGUGUCGCCGAUAAGCUGCACCACGCACGUUCCAUGCUGGCGUACCUGGAGGCUGCACGCUUCAAAGUCCAGAGCGCACUUCUGGAGCUGGAAGGCCGGCCGAGAGCGGCGCACCCGCUGGCUCCGCACAUCUCUGUCUCCCGCGACCGCGCCGGAAUGCAGCACAGUGUGCUCAAGGUGCCAACUUGGGUACGAGACGAGUCUGUGGAGCUGCUGGCAGGCAGUGGCAGCGACUGGCCGGGUAGUGUCGCCGUCAGCGUCGUCAACGGCUGCGACGACCGCGGCGCCGGAGACGGAAACUCUGUGAGGCCCGCGGACAGCGACUUUGACGAGUUCUCGAGUCAGGGCAGUGAUGAAAGAGACUACGAAUGCGGCCUGGAGUCGGAAGACCCGGGCAUCACCAACGGUGUCAGCAACGGGGGCAUCGGAGGUGGCGGUGGCGGGGGAGCGGGCAAGUGCCGCGCCCUGUACGACUACGCUGCCAAACUCUACGACGAACUCAACCUGGCUCCGGGUGAUGUGAUACGCAUCCACAGCAAGCAAGCAGACGGCUGGUGGCUGGGGGAGCUCAACGGAGUCGUCGGCAUCUUCCCUGCCACCUACGUCGAGGAGAUCGAGUAGCAGCACGUGUCGACCUUCCUUCUGCGCAGUCGGCAUCCACAGCAGGUCACACUCAGUCGCCUCUGUCACCUGCCGCAUGUGUCACGAUGGCUGAAGUCUGUGACACACAAACAGUAAUAGGGGACAUUGUGCCCCAUUUGACACCACUGUGGCUGUUUUUGGUGCCCUGUUUGACACAAGUGAAGAGUAAGAGCUUUUUGCCCCAUUUGGCAACCAUUGUAACUGAAGUGCCUUUUUUCCCAUGUGAGAACCACUGUAAAUAAAAUGCCGUCUGCCCUGUUUGACACAAUUGUUGAGGGAUUACUUCUGUGCCUUGUUUAAUGCUACACUUACACCAAGGGUAAGUGAGUUGAUACUGUGUGCAUCAAGACAUCCUGCUACACAACACAUGAUGUCACCAGCACUUGAGUCAACAUUACGUACUACCUCCAGUACAUAUUGUCUUCCACUUUGCAUUUGUUUACAUUCACUGCCUCGUAUCACAUCGUGAACUGCUGAGAGCUGCAUUUAGCUUCUUAAAGGGAGUGACUGAUGUGCUGUGUGAUUGCGUAUUUGGAUCUGAGUUUCAAUGUGUCGACAGAAAAAGGUCCAGUGCUCUGGAUGAAGUAUUCAAAAUAGAUACUGAGUGGAAACAGUGUUUAAGGAGGACAAUGGAAUGAAACUUGUAAGGAGCAACAGAGUUUGCACGAUUCAAAGUCUGUGUAAUUCUACAACAGCAAUUCAUUUCUCUUGUUAUGUAACAAAACUUACUUAUGUACCACACGAUGCAGUGGUAACUCUAAAUUUAAGGAUUUGAAACAAGUUCACAAUGUGAAUCUUGGAAGAUUUUGGCACCUGACAUUUAUUCGCAAUAUCAGAAACAAUAAUUGAAUAUUGCUGACUGUUGACAUCUGUCAUUAAAAUAUGCAUUUUUGUGGGGUCAAUAAAACUGCCACAUUUCAUGUUUUGCUUCUUGUUUUCAGCAUCAGAAGGUUUAGUUCUUAAUGGAAGAUCGAUGUGUUUAUUGUGCUCAUUAAUAAUGCAAUUUCUCUGUUGUAAACUAGGAUCUGGAAUGCUUUGAAUGAAUUAAACAUAACACAAAUUUCAGAGCAUUAUUUUGCUUUCAUUCUUCUCUUAAGUCUUUUGAUCAGUUUAAUGCAAUGUCCUGUGCCCCUAAAUACCAACACACUGUCUUCACCUCUCCGUCUUCAAUAAUAUAUCACAUAUUCCAGUCUUUGGAAUCUUUUACAAUUUUCCCCCUGUAAUUCUCCAUUGUUUCUGCACAAUUAUUCUUUCUGCUGCUGUAUGUGCACACCCAAACUUUUCACUUCAUCCGUGCAUCCAGUUCUGACUUUCUGAAAAGGUUCAAAACCCAUUCUUUUUACUUGUUUUGCACAGACCUAUUUCUUUUCCUGUUUGGCAUAAUUUUUAUUUCAUAUUUCAGUUGUUUACUUUGCAGCACUUGUUUUGAUGUCACAUUUUCUACAAUUUUGGUAUCGGGAAGUGAUGUUCUGUGGGUAAACUCUUCUAACAGUAUGUGUCUCAGUUGAGAUUUUUAGAGCCUUUCAUUUCCCACUAACUUCACAGUUGGGUCUGAGACGAAUUUCAUUAUAUGUUAAGAAGAGGUCCAAGUUAUGCAAUGUAGACAAUUCAGAGUGAAAAUAAAUCAUGAACAAACUCAAUUGACAACUGAGUUACUAAUGCAUGAACUGUCAAUCUAAGUGCUUGAAAGAAAUAUGGAUACCCACGCAUUUAAUGCCGAACUUUCUACUUAGAUACAAAAAGACCUCUAGAAAAAUUGCUUACUUGCAAUGCCUGUAUGACAUAAUAAUGUGAACCAGACCAAAUACAGCAUCCAAAAAUACAAAUUUCAUAAUUUAAAAUGGCAUCAAAAUACCUUUAAAUAAUGUUAAUUUACAAACAGGAAUUCAAUGAGGCUCAAGUUAAUAUUGGAAUGACUGUAUCUAUAAGGCAUUGCUGUUCAUUGGGAAACAUGACAUGCUUGCUGUGGAAAUACUAUAGUCAGUGUGUGAUGGGUUCAUUUACAUCCAUGUAAAUGUUGAGACACCAUCGCACCUGAAAUGUCUAAUUUGCUGAACAUUUAAGUCGCCAUAAGACUGUAAUGGCACAAUUUGUGAGCCAGUAUGGUCUUAAAUCUCUGCCAUGCCACUUUGCCACUUAUAUACAAUUGUUGUACUCAAAUUAUCUUGGUCAAACAGGCUUAUUAAAAACAUUAUUUUCGAUAUCUGAGAAUGAAAUGGAACGCUGGCUGAGUCUCAUGUAUUUCAUUUAUGCUAUUUCUCAGAACACUCUGGUCUGCUAACACCAAACUUAAUUCUGUGUAAAAACAACAUAGUUAUGCGUGUGUAUCUACCGACCACGUUGGUUGUUAGAGAAGAAAUUGUUUGGACAUGGUGUACAUUAUGCUUAUUGUUUCUGAAUUGUUUCAGCAUUUUUAUGUAUAUCAGGCACAUGGUUUAUGAAUUGUUUAACUAGGACAUGUGGAUACACAGAAUACAGAUUACUAAUUGUAUAUCUGCAAUUGCUGUAAUGUUAAAUACAUGUUUGAAAUUGUUGCUAAAUGGGAAUAUAAUUGCUAGAUAGAAGUGUGAGGUUUAUUUUCUGCCCCACUCUACAGCGUGUCCAGAAUGGCCAGUUUUGUGUCUCUUGAAGAAAAUAAAAAGGCCUCUGAAUUUUUGGUCACUGAAUCUAAGUAAUCACUUAGGAGGUGAUUCAAAUAAGGAUAUUGUCAUCCACGGUAUGUCUUCCAUUUGUGUCUAUUUAUCACUGGAAUGUCAAAUUACAAGUAAAAAGAAAGUAAAGCUAAUUUGCAUGGAUUGUGAAAUAUUGACUUUGUUCAGCUAUUUUAAGGCGGUAUCACCUACAGAAAACAUGUUUAUUUUCAAGAAUAAAUAAAACAGGUGUGUGUGUGUGUGUGUGUGUGUGUGUGUGUGUGUGUGUGUGUGUGAAUGAGAGAAAGGAGAAAGAAGAUAAUUAUCAAACUGUUAAAUAAUUGUAAUUUAAUGCCUUGUAACAUUAACUGAGUAAAACCAAAGCUAAUUUGUAUAUAAAAGUGGGGAAAAUGAGGCUGUUUCAAGAAUCAUUGAUUAAAUGUCAUAUUUUUCUGUCUGGCCUGAGUCCAAAAUUCCAUUUAUGACUCCAUUGCCACAAAGUUGCAAAAAUGCCAUGAACUGCUAAUUUCAUGUGUGUAUGUUUUCUUUUCAUGUACUAUGUUUGGCUAGAUCAGACUAAGCGUAAUGUCAAGAAAAAAAAAUCUAAACAAUCAAAAUUUUGCAUACCUACUGUAAAUCUUUCUAAGCAAUAAGGAAUGGCUAUUGUUAAUAUAAACCUGUUUAAAAUAUUUUAUGUAAUAUUCAUUAACAACCUCAGUGAUGCACAGAAAUUUUAUUUUCUUGUUUUGUAUCUGAGUGUUGUACAUGUCUGGAUUGUGUAAUGCAUGUUUAAUGUAUGUGUAUCUUGUAAUGUGCUGAUAUCAUCACAGAAGUGUAUUUUAUAGCCAUAUACCAAAAACAUUAUUUUUAUGUACUCUAAAAGUUGUCAUGUAUAAAAUAAACCAUUGUACCAUGCAA